GGCCAGAAACUGUUGGCUCUUCCUAGAAAAUGAAAAGCAUAUAGAAAAAAACAAAAAAGAAUUAAAAAAAAAAAGGAAAAAGAAAAAGACCACCUUGACUUCUCUCUCUCACUCUCUCUCCUCUCUCUCUAUUAUUUUCCAUUCUGCUGAUUCAACUGGGAGAGUAAAUGAAGAACCAGAGGUGAGGUUGGGAACCAUUAAAUGUCCCCAAUGCAGAUGUGUGAGGUUCCUUUCGUCUGAACGAGUGUUCAACAUUUUCGAAGCCUCUUUAGCUUUGGCCACUUGUCAGUCCUUGCACAUCGUCAGCAAAGCUCCAUCGCCCAAAUAUUUUGGAAUUUACAAGGAAAACCCAGAAAGGAAAUUGGCUAAAAAAUAAAUAAUUAAAUAUAUAAAAGAAAAAUAAAUACUUUGUUUUGGUGGGAAAAUUUAUUGAUGUCUAUUUAAGGCACGAAGAAGUGUCUUCGUACAGUGCUCAGAGAAGACCGGUGUGCUGUUUCUUCUUCUUCUUCUUCAUCUUAUUCUUCUUCUAUAGCUUUUUGUUAGGUGUUUUGGGAAAUAAAUAAGCAAAGCAUGAGCUACUUGGGAGUUGGGGUUAGUCCUGGGAAUGUCCCAGUUUACCAUGCCACAAAUCUUAAAGUGAUGGACAGGAGAGUUAGAGUGGCUGAGUUGGUUUUGAGAUCUGUAAUCUGUGGUUUUGGACUCGUUGCUGCUCUUCUUGUGGGGACUGAUUCACAGGUCAGAGAAAUCUUCUCAAUCCAGAAGAAAGCCAAGUUCACAGACAUGAAAGCUCUUGUGUUUAUAGUCAUAGCUAAUGUGAUUGCUGCUACGUACUCAUUGGUUCAAGGAUUGCGUUGUGCUGUGAGCAUGGUUAGAGGUCAUGUUCUCUUCAACAAACCUCUGGCUUGGCUCAUUUUCUCUGGUGAUCAGGUGAUGGCUUAUGUAACGGUUGCUGCAUUAGCAGCAGCUGCACAAUCGGCCGUGUUUGCCAAGCUUGGGCAGCCAGAAUUACAAUGGAUGAAGAUAUGCAAUAUGUAUGGGAAGUUCUGCAACCAAGUUGGGGAGGGAAUUGCAAGCACUUUAUUCGUUAGCCUUAGUAUGGUGUUGGUCUCUUGCAUUUCUGCUUUCAACCUCUUCCGCUUGUACGGCAGCAACAAGGGCAAGAGCAGCGGAAGUUGGUAGGUUUCUAAGAGCAUAUAUGCAUACUAGUUAUGACUGAAAUGGCCAUCUCUUUUCUUCCUCUUCGUCUUACAUGGUUCUGUAAUAUUUUGGCCUCCCUCACAGUAUUAUGAUGAUAAAGAUGAUUGUAAUUACAGGUUUGGUGACUGUUUCAGCUAUGUUGAGUAAUAAAACAAGGCUAUGUUAAAAGUUGUUAGCUCU
Messenger RNA from Ziziphus jujuba (common jujube), 1377 nucleotides. RefSeq names its product CASP-like protein 2B1. The transcript has 3 exons. The record is from RefSeq and is a predicted model, not a curated record. The coding region runs from base 571 to 1179 and encodes 202 amino acids. Lineage: Eukaryota; Viridiplantae; Streptophyta; Magnoliopsida; Rosales; Rhamnaceae.